AGCCAGGGACAUGCGUGGUGGAGGGCGAGACGGCGGCUCGGCGGGGUCAUCCGGGCGCAGGCGCAGUGCGGUGUUUGUCUGCCGACUGACGGGUGGCCCGGCGGUGCGCGGCGGCGGCGGCGGCGGCGGCGGCGGCCGGGGGGGAAGAUGGCGGCGUCUUCCCUGGAGCAAAAGCUGUCCCGCCUAGAAGCAAAACUGAAGCAGGAGAAUCGCGAGGCCCGGCGGAGGAUUGACCUCAACCUGGAUAUCAGCCCCCAGCGGACCAGGCCCAUUAUUGUGAUCACUCUAAGCCCUGCUCCUGCCCCGUCCCAGCGAGCAGCCCUGCAGCUCCCGCUCGCCAAUGAUGGGGGCAGCCGCUCGCCGUCCUCAGAGAGCUCCCCUCAGCACCCCACGCCCCCCGCCCGGCCCCGCCACAUGCUGGGGCUCCCAUCAGCCUUGUUCACACCCCGAAGCAUGGAGAGCAUCGAGAUUGACCAGAAGCUACAGGAGAUCAUGAAGCAGACUGGCUACUUGACCAUCGGGGGCCAGCGCUACCAGGCAGAAAUCAAUGACUUGGAGAACCUGGGUGAGAUGGGCAGCGGCACCUGCGGUCAGGUGUGGAAGAUGCGCUUCCGGAAGACAGGCCACAUCAUUGCUGUCAAGCAAAUGCGUCGCUCGGGGAACAAGGAGGAAAACAAGCGCAUCCUCAUGGACCUGGAUGUGGUGCUCAAGAGCCAUGACUGCCCCUACAUCGUGCAGUGCUUUGGCACUUUCAUCACCAAUACGGACGUCUUCAUUGCCAUGGAGCUCAUGGGCACGUGUGCAGAGAAGCUGAAGAAGCGAAUGCAGGGCCCCAUCCCCGAGCGUAUCCUGGGCAAGAUGACCGUGGCGAUUGUGAAGGCGCUGUACUAUCUGAAGGAGAAGCAUGGCGUCAUCCACCGUGAUGUGAAGCCCUCCAACAUCCUGCUGGACGAGCGGGGCCAGAUCAAGCUGUGUGACUUCGGCAUCAGCGGUCGCCUCGUGGACUCCAAGGCCAAGACGAGGAGCGCCGGCUGCGCUGCCUACAUGGCACCUGAGCGCAUCGAUCCCCCAGACCCCACCAAGCCUGACUAUGACAUCCGAGCCGACGUGUGGAGCCUGGGCAUCUCGUUGGUGGAGCUUGCCACGGGACAGUUCCCCUAUAAGAACUGCAAGACGGACUUUGAGGUCCUCACCAAAGUCCUCCAGGAAGAGCCCCCGCUCCUGCCUGGCCACAUGGGCUUUUCGGGGGACUUCCAGUCCUUCGUCAAAGACUGCCUUACUAAAGAUCACAGGAAGAGACCAAAGUAUAAUAAGCUACUUGAACACAGCUUCAUCAAGCGCUAUGAGAUGCUCGAGGUAGACGUGGCGUCCUGGUUCAAGGAUGCCAUGGCGAAGACUGAGUCGCCUCGGACUAGUGGCGUCCUGAGCCAACACCACCUGCCCUUAUUCAGGUAGCCAUGUGGUGGCGGCCAGCCCUGCGAGGGCCCAGGGGCAUGGCCACCAGCCCCCUUCCCACCUGGCCACCCAGCUGCCCACCAGGGGAGACCUGGGACCUGGACAGCUGCCGAGGGCUGAGGACAGAAAGUAGGGGGCGCCCAUCUACCCCUGACUCCCUGCCCACCAGCCCGGGGUCAGCCGGCCUUGUGCGUCCCCCCGACAGACACUGUGAACGGAAGGCGGCAGGCCGAGAGCAGACUCACUAUUUAUUCAUUUGUAACCUCUGGGCUGGGGCGGCCCCCCAGGGGCCGGGAGAGAGCCCCCUUGCCCACCCCACGCUCCUGGCAUCUGUCCAUGCACACGCUUGCUCUCCAUCUCCUUCUGUCCUCUCCCUCACUGCCUCUCUGUCUCUGUCUGGUGUUCCCUAUCUCCCUCGUUGCCCACACCUGGGCACUGACACCGGUGGCCCAGUCCACCAAGGCCUCCUGCAGUCCUUGCCCCCAGAGGGCCGUGGGGGCAUUGUGACUGUAUAUGGACUGGGAUUGGCUGGUGUGGUCCUCUCCCUCUCCCCCCUCCCUCUCCCUCUCUUUCCUCCCCAUCUUCCUCUCUUUCUCUCUCUCUCUCUCUCUCUUGAUCUCAGGGGGUCCUUUUUGGAGUUUAUUGUAUUUUAUUGUACUUGGUGGGGUGUUGGGGGGAGGGGGAGGUGAGCUUGUCCUCAAGGGGUGUCAGUACCUUCAGAAACUUUUACCAAAGUCAUGUUUAGCUGCUUGCUGUGAGGCCCCCUGACUGCCCUUGGCUGCUGGGGUCUUGGGGCGGGGGUGGGGUGAGCUGAAGGGCUGGGGGCUCCUCCCCAGAGGCUGGACACUGGCCACAGCCGGAAGGUGAGUUGAAAGAGCUCAGGUGGCACCAGGGGAGCACAGAGGCCACGGCCACGACAGGAUGGCCUUCAGGGAAGCUGACAAGGGGUGCAGUCAGAAAGCUGGUGACAGGAGUGGGUAGGGGGGCCCCCCAAGAGCAGGGGGGCCCUGGAGGGAAUCAGGGACUGAGGGUGAAGAGAGUGGGUGUGAAGGCUGGAGGAUGUGUGAGAGGGAUGGGGGGGCAGGCUUGAGUGCAGAGGGAGGCCGUGGGGAAGGGAGAGUGGGGUGACUACCCCCACCACGCCCCUGAGCAGCCCUCAGCUCGCCCGGAGCUGGCCAGCCCCAGCCCACCUUGAGGCCUGGGAUGGGGAAAAGCCUGGCAUCCACCCGGGACCCCAGCGCCCACCACGGUGGCCAAGGGCAGGAUGGGGAGUGUUUUCCUUUUUGUUGGUGAUGCAUGCAAAUCACAGUGAACAAGAGAACAAAAAAAUAAAAAAUUAUAUAUAUACAUAUAUAUAUGUGUGUGUGUGUGUAUAUAUAUGUAUAUACACAUAUAUACAUAUAUACACACACACACACACAUAUAUAUAUCUCCACAAAAUGCAACGCCAAAGGUGAGCGAGCUGGCUGGCUAGUGAGGUGGAGCCAGCUCAGCCAGCAUGGCGGCCCGUGCCUCUCUAUUAAUUUAUAUUCACACCACGGAAUGCCGCAUGCUUAAACCAGAGUAGAUGCCUCCUCCCUCCCCCCAGGGGGGACAGCCACCUUCUUGUGUCCCUUGCCCCCUUUGUGGGGGGGCGGAGGGGGGGCUAACAGACCUGGACCCCAUACCCUCUCACUGAGGCCAGCCCCAGUGUAGGCAGCUUGGAAGGUCACUUGGCUGGUCCUAGGGCCAGCACAGGUGUGAGACUACGCUGCCUGUGUUUUGUUUUAUUUUUAAAUUUUUAUUUAACUUUAUUUUCUGUUUUGUGAGCGUGUGUCUACCCCACCCCUCCCUUCAGUGUUACAUGGGAGCCCUAGGGGAGUCUCCUACCUCCCCCUCCUCUCCCAAGAUGGCCCCUCCGUCACCAGCCCACCCCUCUGGACCUGGCAGAGGGUUGGAUGGGGUCGGUCAGGGCCUGGAUGGCCUGGUCUGGUCCAGCCUGCUGGCCCACGGACUCCUCAGGCCACUAGUGUUGCCCUGUCCCUUUUUAAAAUAAAAUGCCCUUGUUUGUAAGCCCUUAGAUGCUUGAGAAUAAAGCCCCUCCCUUUUCUUCUGAG
Molecule: messenger RNA, 3551 nt
Organism: Dipodomys spectabilis (banner-tailed kangaroo rat)
Lineage: Eukaryota; Metazoa; Chordata; Mammalia; Rodentia; Heteromyidae
Gene: Map2k7
Product: mitogen-activated protein kinase kinase 7
Exons: 12
Coding region: 148-1455 (435 amino acids)
Biological process (GO): protein phosphorylation
Molecular function (GO): protein kinase activity; ATP binding
Source: RefSeq, a predicted model, not a curated record